AUGCUGGGAUUUAGGAGGGAUGGCAAUAGAGAUGCCUAUUCUCAAGGUAGCCUAGCUGAACCUUCUAGUCCUGAAUGGUUGGAGUGGAAGAAUUUAACCACUAUGGCGUGGGGAUCUUGCAAUGAAGGGCUUCUUGAAAAAGAUACAGAAGAUGAAAAACAGGAGUUAAAUCUGGUAGAAAAGGAACUUGUGGAUGCUCUAAUGUGGUUCAAGACUAGCUAA
Dovyalis caffra is the source of this 222-nucleotide messenger RNA. Lineage: Eukaryota; Viridiplantae; Streptophyta; Magnoliopsida; Malpighiales; Salicaceae. The record is from the annotation of a GenBank genome assembly.